Molecule: messenger RNA, 1716 nt
Organism: Rhinichthys klamathensis goyatoka
Lineage: Eukaryota; Metazoa; Chordata; Actinopteri; Cypriniformes; Leuciscidae
Gene: deptor
Product: DEP domain containing MTOR-interacting protein
Exons: 10
Coding region: 89-1285 (398 amino acids)
Biological process (GO): intracellular signal transduction; negative regulation of TOR signaling
Molecular function (GO): protein binding
Source: RefSeq, a predicted model, not a curated record
CAGUGAUAUCGCUGGUGUUCCUCUGCAAACAUAAUUUCUGAUCUGUUUGAAGUCUCUGCAUCGGUAUUAAUAAGCGCGGGUGUCAGAGAUGGACGGCAUUGGGAACAGCACACAGAAGAGGGCUGCUGAGCUGGAGCGCAUGGCCGAAGUCCUCGUUACAGGAGAACAGUUACGACUGCGACUCCAUGAGAGUAAGGUGAUUAAGGACAGAAGGCAUCAUCUCCGCACCUAUCCAAAUUGCUUUGUAGCUAAGGAGAUUCUUGAUUGGCUAAUUGAGCACAAAGAAGCCUCUGACAGAGAUACUGCCAUCACAAUCAUGCAGAAACUUUCUGACCAGAGCAUCAUUCACCAUGUUUGUGAUGAACACAAGGAGUUCAAAGAUAUGAAGCUGUUCUACCGUUUCAGGAAGGAUGACGGAACCUUUCCACUGGACAGUCAAGCCAAAGUUUUUAUGAGAGGUCAACGGAUAUAUGAGAAGUUGAUGAACACUGAAAACUGCACCCUGCUGCAAACGCGUGAAGAGGAGGGUGUGACGUAUGAGCGGACACUGGUGGCCUCAGAGUUCAUAGACUGGCUCCUGCAGGAAGGUGAAAUGCCCACCAGGGAGGAAGCCGAGCGGUUGGGACGCAGACUGCUGGAGCAUGCCAUCAUUCAGCAUGUUUCUAACAAGCACCACUUUGUGGAUGGCGGACUGCUUUACCAAUUCAGAAUGAAUUUCCGGCGGCGACGGCGACUGAUGGAGCUUUUGAACGAGCGUUGUCGCAGCAUACCGGAGAACCAGGACAGCCCUUUCUGUCUGCGCAAACAGGGCUCUGAGGGGGGAAACACCAGCUUCCUUUCAGUCAGUCCCACUAAAGAGAUAAAGGUGGUGUCAGCGGUACGGCGGAGCAGUAUGAGCAGUAGUUGUGGCAGCAGUGGUUACUAUAGCAGCAGCCCCACACUCAGCAGCAGCCCUCCAGUGCUCUGCAACCCCAAGUCUGUGCUGAAAAGACAAGUGAGCCCAGAGGAACUUCAGGCCCCUGGUGGACCUUACAUAAAGAAGACAUUCACAAUUGUGGGAGACGCAGUGGGCUGGGGAUUCGUGGUGAGAGGAAGUAAACCCUGCCACGUCCAGGCUGUGGAUCCCGGCGGACCUGCUGCAGCAGUGGGAAUGAAGGUGUGUCAGUUUGUGGUGGCAGUUAAUGGGAUGAAUGUGCUGAGUCUGGACUACAGAACUGUCAGCAACCUCAUCCUCACUGGUCCCAGAACAGUGGUCAUGGAGGUUAUGGAGGAAGGGGAAUACUGAAGACGAGCUCACAGACGCUCUUUAUGUUUUUCUGUUCUUCUCUUUCUCUGGACUUUCCUCAGUGAGUGUUUAAUGGAAUGUUCAGAGAAGUGAAAUCUUGAUUCCGUUCAUCAUUUUGAUUCAAAUUCAUUAGUUUAUAGAGCAUGACACUAAUCUGUGCCUCCCAUUGGGUCCUCAUUGACUGUUACCGGCCCAUGUCAGUUGAGACUUUAACUGGACGGAUUAUAUGGGAAAAGCAACUGCCAAAUAUCAUUUUUAGUAGAACUGCGUGCAGCAUUUAAAACACUCUUGGAAGAUAGGUUUGCAGAACCAAUGCCAAACUAAUAUAUGUGUGCCAUUCAGGUGAAAGCACAAUUCAGUGCUCUUUUUCGACUGUUUCUUCAUUCAGAGUUUAGGCUAUGACCUUUCGAGAGUAAAGGAUUACAACAUUG